Messenger RNA from Acanthosepion pharaonis, 882 nucleotides. The record is from the annotation of a GenBank genome assembly. NCBI's taxonomy places the organism in Eukaryota, Metazoa, Mollusca, Cephalopoda, Sepiida, Sepiidae.
AUGUUGUACAAUUUUGUUCUUUAUCGAUCUAUCAAUCGAUUCGAAGUUCGCUAUCUAUCUAUCUAUCUAUCUAUCUAUCUAUCUAUCUAUCUAUCUAUAGUAUUAUGUUCAUAUCUAUCUAUCUAUAUAUGGUAUUAUGUCCCUUUCUAUCUAUCUAUCUAUCUAUCUAUCUAUCUAUCUAUCUCUUUCAUAUCCUACCUACCUACCUACCUAACUACCUAUCUAUCUAUCUAUCUAUCUAUCUAUCUAUCUAUCUAUCUAUCUAUGUCUGUUGAUUUAUAUCUAUUUAAUUACAUUUUUUCUUUAUCGAUUUUAGCAACCGAUUUUAUCAGUCUAUCAAUCGAAGUUUCUUAUCUAACUCAAAUCUCUUCUGAUAUAUCUGCAUCAUAUCUACGUAUCUUUCUUGCGAUCUAUUUAUCUACCGUAUUAUAUUCCUAUCUAUUUAAAUAUUUAUUUAUCAACCUAUCUAUUAUAUCUCUGUUCCUAUCUAUCUAUCUAUCUAUCUAUCUAUCUAUCUAUCUAUCUAUCUAUCUAUCUAUCUGUCUGUCUGUCUGUCUGUCUGCUGUCUGUCUAUCUAGCACGAAGCACACUUGCCUCUAUGAAAUCUUCAACCACCGUCACAAAACAGUAGAUGACAUAAAAGUUUGUCGGAACCUUUUUCGAUCACAAUCUAUCUAUCUAUCUAUCUAUCUAUCUAUCUAUCUAUCUAUUUAUCUAUUUUAUUUAUCAUCUAUUUUAUUAUCUAUCUAUCUAUCUAUCUAUCUAUCAUAUUUUGUUCCUAUCUAUCUAUCAUAUUUUUGUAUCUAUCUAUCUAUCUAUCUAUCUAUCUAUCUAUCUAUCUAUCUAUCUCUCAAAAAGCACCAAGCACACUUGCCUCUAUGA